AUGAGCAGCCAUAAUGAUGAUACCCUGCUGCUGCAGGACGCGUAUGAGCUCCUCGGUAUUGAAAUUGACGCGACUGAAGCGCAAAUACGUACAGCAUACAGGAAGAAGUCAUUGCAACUUCAUCCAGAUAAGGUCAAAGAUGUACCGCCCGACGUAGCGGCAGAUCGGUUCCACCGUUUGACCUUGGCCUAUGAAGAGCUCAUGAACCCCACCAAACGCGCCAGCUUGGCUGAAUCGCUGCAGCGUGAACGAGAAAAGCGGGCCAGAAGAGCUGCUUUUGAUGAUCGAAGGCGUGCUAUGGCAGCUGACCUAGAGCAGCGUGAGGAACAAGACCGUCGAGCGCGUAUGGAGCGCGAACAGAAACAACGCGAACGUGAACAACGCAUUGUUGCUUUGCGUGAAGAAGGUCGGGCGUUGCGUAUUGAGAAGCAUGAGCGGCUUUUAAAAGAAUGGCAGACUCGGUCACUGCAAUCCAGACAAACGGCAUCUUCACAAACCCCUGUAAACCAGGACGACGGGUUGCCGGCAUGGAUGCCCAACGACACCACUGUAUUGAUACGCUUUCCCACUGAGCAGGUCCUUGAUAUGUUUGGUUCGGAGGAAAUACCAGAGACAGUUUUGCCUUCGCCUCUGGCUGAGGCAUUGGCCGAGGCUUACGGCUCUGUGACCUCCCUUCAACCGAAACAGAGUCAGAAGAAGCGCAGAGAGGUGACGGUUUUGACUACCUUUUCUCAUGGUGUAUAUGCAUGGCGCGCUGUGAACGAAGGUGCCGAGCUGAGAUGCACACAUCCUCUCUUACAAGAUUGCUGGAUCAGUUGGGUGGAUGAAGCAGGAAAAGCACGCGCAGAUCCUCCGCCUCGCGUAGCGGCAUGGAUACAGCAAGGCGUUACGGCUGACAAGGCACCUAUCCAAGCAACGGUACCACAUGAUCGCGCGCCUGACUUUGACUAUGACUAUGAGGCUCGUACCCUGGAACGAAUUCGGGCAGCUGCCAUCGCUACCUCGGCCUAG
This is a messenger RNA of Malassezia pachydermatis, 1011 nucleotides long. RefSeq lists its product as hypothetical. Gene Ontology annotation, biological process: spliceosomal complex disassembly. Gene Ontology annotation, cellular component: spliceosomal complex. The record is from RefSeq and is a predicted model, not a curated record. Bases 1 to 1011 code for a protein of 336 amino acids. The transcript has a single exon. Lineage: Eukaryota; Fungi; Basidiomycota; Malasseziomycetes; Malasseziales; Malasseziaceae.